Brassica rapa (field mustard) is the source of this 2062-nucleotide messenger RNA. Its product is annotated as putative defensin-like protein 148. Lineage: Eukaryota; Viridiplantae; Streptophyta; Magnoliopsida; Brassicales; Brassicaceae. The record is from RefSeq and is a predicted model, not a curated record.
UCUUAUCUUUAGUGUGAGAUGGUUAGCAAGACAUUAAUUUUACAUAUAUUAUUAAAACUGAAAUAUUUUUUGGUACGGUUUGGAAACAAAAUAACAAUUUAAUUGAGAAUUGUUUAAAAAUAUAGAUAAUAUUAUUUUUUAUUUACAUAUUUAGUUAUUACAUUUACAAUAAAUUAAUUAUUUUUUGUAUUUUUUUAUUUACAAAUUCUAUCACUAUAUUUAAAAUCAAUUUAAAUUAAUUAAUUACGAACACUCACUAAAGAAACAUAAUUAUUAUUUUUUUGCGCUAGAAUUUAUUUAUUUUUAGUCAAAACACAACAUUUUUAUUUAACUGUUUCAAACAUCUUUGAAGCCACUUUAAACGGAAGGUAAUUAAGAGGUUAUUUGUUAAAAUUAAUUGAUGGGUGGUCUUACUAUCCUUCAAAAUAUUUUUUUUUGCUAUUUAAUACAAAUGGCUAUUUCUUUUGUUAUUUUACUAUUUUAGUGAAAUUUUAAUGGUUUCUCCUAUAAGAGAGGAUUAACAAGUAGAAGCCCCAAAAACAAUUAUUCAGCAAAAUCAAAUAAACAAAUUAGAGGUUAACAUUUUUAUCUUUAAUAUAAAGAAAAAAUGAACUUUUUUUGUAACUGGAGAAAAAAUGAACUUGAGUCAAACUAAGUCCUAUAAUUAAGGCUAUGAGGUAUUGCAUACCUCAGAUUAGAAAUUUUUGAGAAACACCUAAUUUAUUAUAUAUAUUAAUACGUCUUCUUCUUUCUUUUCUAAAACUUUAAGAAAUACCAAUCCAUUUAUAUAUUCUACUAUGGGGAAAUCCUUUCUACCUUCAUUUACUAUUCUUGCCAUCUUCUCAAUCCUUCUCUUAGGAGUGGAAUGUAGUCUUAUAAAUAAAUGUUUCAAUAUUAUACACGCUGACCGUUGCGAAGUAAAAGAGUGUGAAUCUGCAUGUUCGAAGAGAUAUCAACAAAGAUUCAUGAGAUCUUUUUGCAAUAUUUCAAAUGGUGGUCGCAUGAAAGGACGUGCGCAAUGUGCAUGCGAAUGGCAAGUCAUAAAGGGAUCUUGCAAAAUGUAGUUUAGUGAUAAUAAAUCUCAAAUCAUAUUUAAAAAAAAUAAAAUAAUAUUUUACAUAAAUUUCUAACUUAAAUACAUGUACAAUUCUCAAUCUUGAAUAAUAAAAUAUAAAUAUUUAAUUAUGGUAAUAUAAGUGAGAUUUAUGGAUGACACAAUAUAUGUAUCUUUAUUUUAUUAUUUUUGUUAACUUAACUUAUUUGAUAUUGGGGUUUCUAUUUUAUUUUGAAAUAAAUUAUUUUGGAAAUAUUAAUAUUUUUGAAAAUAAUAAACUAAAAUGAUGAUUUGUCAUAAUACGAUUGGUGGUUUUAAAUCAUGUAGACCCUCUUAAUGGUUUAUAAUCUCAAAUUUUAUAUAGUAUAUAUUUAUGUUAAAUUUUCAAAUAUUCAGUAUAUAUAUAUAUAUAUAUAUAUAUAUAUAUGAGUCAAUUCCAUUUUAGUGAUUUAUUUAUUAGUUAUUUGAUAUUGGAACCAUUUUGUAUUGAAAUAAUCAAUUUGGAAAUUUUAUCAUUUAAAAAGAUAGUAACCUAAAAUUAUGGUUUUCAUAUUUUGAUUGGUUGUUUUUAUCUUAUGUGUAUAUUCUCAGUGGCCUAUAACCUCAAUUUUUAUACAGUAAAUAAAAUAAUGAUUUAUUAUAUUUUUUCAAGUUUUGAAAAUAUUAUGUGAACAUUCUCAAAUAGAGGUAAAAAAUAAAAUCACUUAUAGAGAGCCAAUAGUAGACAAAUAGAGAGCAGAAAACUUAAUCAUCUUUUGUCAAUAUACAAUCAAUGUUGCCUAUUUGGUUUUGGUGAUUUGUGUCAACCGUAAAAAUUAAACACAGCGGUUGCAGGAGUUUGCGGAUGCGGGUGGUUGGGUUUCUAGCGGCUUUAAGAGAUUUGUAUGACUGAUUUUGCGAUUAGAAAUUAGUGCGUUUGUGGGAUAGUUAUGACUGGUUAACUACCAAAUGCAUCAGCGAUUAAAUAAUAAAUUAAAAAUAUUUAUAUUUUAUAUAAUUAUAAAAAUA